Acomys russatus (golden spiny mouse) is the source of this 553-nucleotide messenger RNA. RefSeq names its product proteasome maturation protein (gene Pomp). The transcript has 6 exons. Gene Ontology annotation, biological process: proteasome assembly. Gene Ontology annotation, cellular component: nucleus; cytoplasm. The record is from RefSeq and is a predicted model, not a curated record. Lineage: Eukaryota; Metazoa; Chordata; Mammalia; Rodentia; Muridae. Bases 1 to 528 code for a protein of 175 amino acids.
AUGGCUCGAGCUGCGCGCUCCCGGAGGAACAGAAGGCUCUCUGUGUAUGUAGCCCACGGCCUUCCCCGUCUCUGGGCUUUCACUCACGCUGGCUUUGUGCUGCAGGACUCCAGAGGCCUUGGGUCACAGCUGAAGGACAGUAUUCCAGUCACAGAGCUCUCGGCGAGUGGGCCUUUUGAGAGUCACGAUCUUCUCCGGAAAGGGUUUUCUUGUGUGAAGAAUGAACUUUUGCCCAGUCACCCUCUUGAAUUAUCAGAAAAAAACUUCCAGCUCAACCAAGACAAGAUGAACUUUUCCACCCUGAGGAACAUCCAGGGGCUGUUUGCUCCCCUGAAGCUACAGAUGGAGUUCAAGGCGGUGCAGCAGGUUCAGCGUCUUCCAUUUCUUCCGAGCUCAAACCUCUCACUGGACAUUUUAAGGGGCAAUGAUGAGACCAUUGGUUUUGAGGAUAUCCUUAAUGAUCCAUCACAGAGUGAGCUAAUGGGCGAGCCGCACUUGAUGGUGGAGUACAAGCUGGGCUUGCUGUAAUACACGGUGCUGUGCAGGGGCAACA